AGCAUGUAGAGGAAGAUUAUUAGCAAAUAAUUAUCAUGAACGGCUGGUUUUUCACAUUAAAUGUAAGAACAUGGCGACUUCGUGUGCCCGUACCUGACGCUUGGCCUCUCUUGGCCCUUUGUUGAUCGAUCGCGCUCAAUAUGCACGCCUUCAUUUACAUCCGGCUGAACCAUAAAAUCGGACAUGGGAACGUCAACUUUGAGAAAAGCUGUACUCUCCGCUCCGUAAUAUGGUAACUGAAAAUGAAGACCCGAGCCGGUUCGUUUCCUGGAUUCCUCUGCACCGUGGGCCUUCUCGUACCACGCGUUGCGUCUCAUAGCCAUAUUUCUGCUGCUAUUGGUCAAUGUUCAUUAAACCUCCCGGCAGCAUUACAAUCUCAGGCGCAGUUAGGAUGUCCACAUCUAGUUGACGAGAAGACUACCGAUAGACCCGUUGAAUGGUCGCCAUGGACACACCCGCCAGAGUGCGUGCACUCGAUAAAGUCGCCAGGGGCGUCAUACUGCGUUUACUCCAAUUCGCAGCACGGGAACGGGGGUGUAAGCAUAAUCACAAGGCCAGAAACUGCAGCAAGCACUCUUGAAAUCCUGAACGACUCCGGGUACACUCAUCUCAAACACUUCGUCAACAAUAGCGCUGGACCAGCGUACAAAGUUGCCGACAUCCCCGGGAAGGGAAAGGGGGUCGUUGCGACUCGCCAUAUCAAGCGCGCCGAAGCAAUUAUGGCGGAUUGGGCUGCAUUAGUAGUAGACAUGGACCUCCCAACUUCGCUAUUGCGGACCGAAGGGUAUAAACUAUUUCAUCGAGCUGUAGAUCAGCUAGCAGAUCCGGAUCGCGUACUUCAGCUGGCUCGUAGCAGCGCGUUCUCAGGCGAUAUCGUAGAGGAUAUUCUGAGGACAAACUCAUUUUCUUACACGCUGGCGGAUUAUUCUCAUAUGACAUUAUACCCGGACGUUUCUAGAGUCAAUCAUGCAUGCCGCCCAAAUUCUUUUAUAAGGUUUACACCUUCAAGUUUGGCUGUAAGUGUCGUGGCUUUAAGAGAUAUCGAGCCUGGAGAAGAAAUCACCAUUACCUACGUACCCUUAGGAAAGGCAAAGGAAGAAAGAAAGACGGCACUGAAGAAAUGGGGAUUUGAGUGUACAUGCUCACUUUGCACCGCAUCCAAAACCGAGAUCGCCGUAUCCGACUACCGCAGAGAGAAGAUCAAGGAGCUGCGCAAAGAGGUCAUGAACGCCGUCGGGUUGUGGGACGGGACCAGGGCUGUCAAGCUCACGCACGAAGUCUUAGAACUUAUGAAGGCAGAGGACCUUGCGCCGCUUUACUCCAGCCAGUAUGAGAUUAUGGCGCGGCUGUACUGGAAGGCGGGGGAUAAGACGACAGCGACCAAAUACGCGCAGAUGUCUUUAGACACGUUGGUGGACCAGGGAUAUCUCGAGGAUACCCCGGAUGCAUUGCCCAUAUUAUUGCAGACUUUUGAUUAGACUGGUAGAGUAUAUCUCGCUCCUCAGUUUAGAUAAGUUGUGUUGGGAUUCCUUUUCGAGGAGUAAGGGGGGGGAUCUCAUACAUAUUGUCUCGGCCUUCUAUGUAUUUAAUAGACCAACUAUAUAUAAAUAUAUAUAUAACUUAGGACUAUACUUGGCA
Daldinia decipiens is the source of this 1638-nucleotide messenger RNA. Its product is annotated as SET domain-containing protein. Gene Ontology annotation, molecular function: protein binding. The transcript is spliced from 5 exons. Bases 243 to 1478 code for a protein of 411 amino acids. The record is from RefSeq and is a predicted model, not a curated record. NCBI's taxonomy places the organism in Eukaryota, Fungi, Ascomycota, Sordariomycetes, Xylariales, Hypoxylaceae.